Messenger RNA from Hypoxylon trugodes, 3237 nucleotides. RefSeq lists its product as uncharacterized. The coding region runs from base 575 to 2992 and encodes 805 amino acids. The record is from RefSeq and is a predicted model, not a curated record. Lineage: Eukaryota; Fungi; Ascomycota; Sordariomycetes; Xylariales; Hypoxylaceae. The transcript has 2 exons.
CCAAAAUUGGCCAUUCCUCGCCCAAACGGGUGCGAUAAAUGGGCGAAAUAGGCGCUAAUUAUGACGCUGGACUUACUAAAAAUUCACUGACUGUCCACUGACUGCAGUCAUACGUUUGAUAGGUGAAGGGAAAGUCCGGCUGAUCAAGGCGAUCUCACCUCCUACAUUACCUACAUUACUACAACAACACAUCAACUACAUGUCUGAUGAUAAUAGGUCUUUCCUCCUAUUUCUUCCUUUCCCUUUCCCUUUCCUUUUCUUUCAACUUCUUUUAACUCUAACAACAAUUCCCGACCCGAACAAGAUUAAAGUUACCAAAGUAUUAAUAAUUGGGUUUGCCUGCCGAAACCUUGUUGGAACAAGGCGAACAGACCCUUGCCAUUCCGUUUCAAACUUCCCUGUUCUUUUCUUUUACAGUUAAUGAGGCGAGCAUAACGAGUCAUACUUCCUGAUAUCGAUUUAUUUCUGACAAGGACAAAAAAAGAAAAAUCAGCAAACCACGUCCAAAAUGUUUGAGUGUUUAUAAUAUAACAAUAUUUAUCUGAGGGUUUAGACCACUUGACCCCUAUGUACAAUGCCAUUUUUUCAGUCAGAUCCUGAGCGGAGGGAGUCCGCUAAAGAACAAUCAAUACCCGCUAUGGCGUCACCACCAAAUAAUGCACCACACGAUAAUGUCGAUAACACCUUAAGAAGAAAGCAAUCGGAGGAGAGCAUCAGCACAGAAUUAUGUGAAGGUCCAAUUUCGGAUAGUCCAGCACCACCGCGAACACCAGAGCGCAACAUACCGACCGAAUGUUCAGACCGAUCCGAACUCAUUGAACGGUUAAAAAGAGGCGAGAGCCCUACUUGGAAACCAAAUCGACAUUUCGAAUCGAUAUGGAAUGAAGAACCUGUCUCUCCUACUCGCAGUCCGAAACGAUCAAACGCAGCAUCGCCGAUCUUGUUGCCUCCAGCUACGAUAACACCAGAGAAACGAGGUACCGAUUCGGAAGAUGAACAACGACAACGAGAGGGGUUAAGCAUCGAACGUCCACGAUCAGCUCUGCAUAGUGGUGAUUUCACGCAGGAAGAUUCGCCCCGAGAGACAGAUCCCAUACAAGCACGUCCAGGAGCUCAACCAAAGCAAGAUUUCGCCGGCAUUAAUAAUCCGUGGUUAGCCACUUCGCCUCCAAGAGACUUCACCCCUUUUUCGUUCGAGAAGCGAGAUAUUCCAGCUAGGAGACCACAUGAGACGCCACCGGGCUUAUCUUCCUUAUCCUCGUCGAUAUCUUCAAGCUUUGUAUACAAGCCACCAACCAGUCCUCUCGUCCAGUCAGAGAGCAACGAUGAUCUCGACUUGACUUCGCCGAUGGACGGUAUUGAUAUCAGCUCAAGCCUUCCAAGAAAUCCACGCCGGCACACUUUGAUGUCAUCUCAUUCAGCUUCGUUCGGCAUUCCCCAUAGCCCAUCACCGAUACAUCCCCCCUCUUUACGUCAAGAGAGGACAUUCCCGUAUCAAGCUCACCAACCUCGACGAUCACUCGCCUCAACACCAAACUUCCCUACGGCUUCAUCGUCGCCACAGACUCCAUCGUUACUUAGGUCAAGACGCCCGUCAUUCGGUUCGGAUAUAUCGCCUAUCCAACAUGCAUCCAUGGUAGGGUCUUACGAGGAGAGUAUCUUGCGAGGACGAAUGUCAACUACACCUUCAAAACCUCUCGAUUUCUUAGCUCAGAUCGGCGUACUUGGGUUGGGUAAGUGCAAGUCAAGUCUACGAUGUCCACCUCACGUGACCUUGCCUUUUCCUGCUGUUUUCUAUAGUUAUGCCAACUCCUCUCAUGGACGUUCCAAAGUAGAAGAUGGGCCAAGUCCAUAUGUCGGACAGGUCGACCUAGAGAACGGUCUUCCAAAUCAGGAAGAGGACGCGAGAUCAAAACGGAAAAUGCAGAGUCGAGUUCUGGAACGUAUGGCAGCGGAAGAUGAUAAUCCAGAGACGAGUCAUCGUCCUGCCGAACGUCCCGAGCGUAAUUCCCGCAGAACUCACCAACCCAAAACCAAACGUAGGUCAGGCUCUCCGAGGGCACCACCAGGCGGAAGCUACCGUAUCCCUGAAAAGGGGCAGAUUCAAAUCAUCAUCAAGAAUCCAAAUAAGACAGCAGUCAAGCUGUUCCUAGUUCCAUACGAUCUAGCCGGAAUGGAGCCCGGCACAAAGACAUUCAUCCGGCAGAGAAGCUACUCGGCUGGUCCAAUUAUUGACAAUUUACCUCGAAAUAAAGAUGGUGAAGCGGCAGAUCGCCCCAUUCUCAGAUAUCUUGUCCAUCUACAUAUUUGCUGUCCUUCAAGAGGUCGCUAUUAUCUAUACAAAAGUAUUAGAGUUGUUUUCGCAAACCGCGUGCCUGAUGGGAAAGAGAAACUCCGAAAUGAGAUCACUUUGCCCGAACCCAGGUUUACUAAUUACAAACCAAUCAGAGUGAUGCAUCCUCCAAUAGCAGGAGGCACUGGUCCUGGCGCCAGUCUAGCUGCUGACAAGGCCUUCAGACGACGAAGCUCUGGGCUCUACUUCGGUGCUAUGAAUCAAGCUUACGACACAUCUGGCGGGUUCCCCUCGGCAAGUGUGUCGCACCACAGCUACAUGUCGGACUUUUCCGGACAUAACAUUCCGGUUGAACCUGUGCCGUACAUGCAUCGUGAGAUAAGAAACACGCCAGAUGCGGGAAGCAACUUAGGUUUUACGGACCCUCAGUCGCCAGAUUCAUCCCAAGCAAGUCGACCCACUACGCAGAAUUCAAGUGAUGUAUCGAGCUGGGGCGGCCUGGACGGCAGAAUUAGCACAUAUGAUAAACUCAGUAAAGGCGACAAGGGCUACGGCGGCAAUGCAUUCGCCCGUCUCAUCAACGGCAACACUGGUGUUGCAGAGAGUCUACUCUCACAGCGACUGCGUUCGCUAGGAGUUCAGGGACAAGGGAAUCGGGAUCAAGAGCAAGAGCAGGAUCCUGGUACAACGGAGGAGUAGACCUCCAGUUCUAUUGAUCUCAACUAUCGGCGUCGGAAAUUUGGGUGCCGUUCAUCAUUUAGACAUUGUUAUUAUCCAUUGGCUUCUGGGUCAGGUUGGCAAGAUCCAUGCGUCCAUGGGUAUCUAGGCGUCCUAUGGUUAUGGGACGGUGGGUAUCUGGGUACUAAAGGAUGUUAAUUUGGAUGGCAUUCGACUUGUUGGUCUGUAGCGUUGUUGAUCUUAAUGAGGACUUAAAGACUGAUAUC